CUAUAUAAAUGUUAUGUCAAACUCAUAUGAACCAUAUAUUCUCUAACAAUGUUUGUUUUAUUUCCAAUAGAAUCAAAUCCUGAUAAUAAUCCAGCAGAUGAAGUUUGGAGCCAGUCUGCAGCAGUGACUCUUUCUUCUGCUUUGACUGCAGCAGUUCUAAUGAUCAUGGUUUCAGUUAUUCUGGGAUUUAUAUACAGAAGACGUUCACAUCGAUCUGAAACAUCUGGAUCAUCUGCUGCUGAUAUUGGUGAAGACAACACAGGUGAUAUGUACACACGUCUCCAGCGGCCAACAACAGACAUCUACCAAACUGUUUCAUCAGCAAGAAAAUAAAUCAAACUCGGCUAACGACAUCAUGACCGACGACCUGGAACAUCUGGAAAGGCACAGGAAUUCACCUCUUGUGAAAUCGAUCAGGAAAGGAUCUGAUUUCACUCCAAUCUGCACCAACGAAACAUCAAAUAUCAUCAUAUUGAUCAUUUGUAAGAUCAGAACAAAGGGGAACAAUGGAGAGGAGUGCAAUCUGCGGUAUAAGAACGGAGGUGACUUUGUUCAUGAGUGUGACUCCAGGUUCUCACUGAAACCCAGGAAUCAAACUGUGUUUCUGCACCUGACCAGUUUAACAGCAGCUGAUAGUGGGAACUACUCCUGUGAGUGUUCAAAUAUUCAUGGAACGCAUUUUCUUAAUCUCAGAAUCACAGUUAAUGAUUCGAAUCCCGACGAUCAUUCAUCAGAGGAAGUUUUCAGUCAAUCUGGAGUGAUUCUUACUUCUGCUGCAGUUCUCCUACUUAUCAAAGUUUCAGUCAUCCUGGUAUUUAUUCACAGAAGACAUUCACUAAGAUCCAAAACAUCUGGAUCAUCUUUUCAUGGAUCAGCUGCCACUAUAGAUGACGAUAACUCGAAUGAGCUGUACGUAAAUCUCCAGCGGCCAUCCAGAGACCUCUAUCAAACCGUCUCCUUAAACUCUGCCAAGAAGAAAGUCACCCGCGGCCUGGAAAAACUGGGAAAGAGCAGGAAUAUUUAUGAAAACUGAAAAUCUGUCAGGAUAGAUACAGUUUGAUUUACAUCAGGCUGAAUUUUCUUAUGACUUACUGUUUUAAUUUACCUCUUUGUGUGGACAGAAUCAAGUUCAUUCUCACGUUAUUGACUAUUAGGAACAGAAAGUGCCAUUUCUGUCUUUGCAAAGCUGUUAAAACACUAUUAGUGCAUUUGCUGCAUGGGACUUAUGUACAUAUAAAAUGUGCUUAUUAUUUGUGUAUUAGUAUGUUAUGUUUUUCAUUUCUCUUGCUUGAAAACGUAUGUGUUAUAGGACAUCACUGAUCUGCAGUGGUGUCCAAACGUUUUUGUCAUGAUGGCCAAAGUCAUCUGAGUGACAAAAACUCUCAGCCAAAAAUACAUUUUAAGAAAAUGCAUAAGAAUUCCUUUAAGUUUGUCUUGCUUUUGUCUUUUAUUGAAACAUUAAGGCAGUCUAUUUUGUUGUUUUUGUUGGACUAAAAAAUGGGCCCAUUUUACAUCAACCUGCAGCAGGGAGGUGUCUUCUCUUUGCAACUCACAUUCAACACUGUAAAACUGUCAAGACCACAAAGCAAACAUGACAUUUAGAUCUUCUAUCAUGACAACAGGCUGUCAUGCCACCAGCUUUGUUCUGGUGUAAGAUGGUGGCUUUGCCAGAACAAAGGAAAACGUGUGAAAAACAUGUUUUCUGUGUGCAGAAAACAUGUUUACAAUCGCAGAGAAUAGUUGAUUGUUUUGGUUUUAAGCAAA
Molecule: messenger RNA, 1764 nt
Organism: Poeciliopsis prolifica (blackstripe livebearer)
Lineage: Eukaryota; Metazoa; Chordata; Actinopteri; Cyprinodontiformes; Poeciliidae
Exons: 7
Coding region: 356-1033 (225 amino acids)
Source: RefSeq, a predicted model, not a curated record